AUGCAAUUUAUAAAUGAAGAGAAAAAGUCCGGAUGGUUGACAAAACUCGGGGGGAAUGCUCUAAGGAAAACUUGGAAACGUCGCUGGUUUGAAUUAAGAGGAAGUUACUUGUAUUAUUAUCGACAACAGACCGAUAAGGAACCUUCAGGAAUGAUAAACCUUUCAUCAUUUAACUCAAUAUGUCAAGAUUCAUCUGCUACAAAAAAGUCACAAUAUUGCAUACGUAUCGAAAAGGUUUUCCGUGAAUGUGAUUCAAUUCAUUCGAAUUUAAGUUACCGUGAAACAUCUUCGAAGAAAGCUACUUUAUUUCUUGCAUUCGCUGAUAAUGAAGACGAAAUGCAAGAUUGGAUCACGGUUCUUGAAAAACGUUUAGGUGGACGAAAUAUUGUUGAUAUUGUUUUAGAUAGAUUAGAACUUAACGGUAUGCAUAGAAGACAAUGCAGCUAUGGUUCGCUGAGUUCCUUCUAUUCUAAAAAUAGCAACUUCUCUUCAGGUGCGUCGACAUCAGGAUCGGCUUUAUCAUCUGGUCGUCCAUCUUUGGAUUCUUUUAGUUUAGACACUCCUUCUUUGGAUUCCAGAAAGAGUUCAAUUGAUUCAUUUCAUAGUGGGCAAAUCAAUGCUGUUAAUAUUGCAACUUCUACUCCACCUUCUCGUCCAGAAACUCCUUCAAGUUUAGUUGAAAGACUUGGAAUUGGACAACCGAUUCUUCGUAAACCUGCCUCUCAUUCAUGUUUGCAGGAAAGACGUUAUCAUAGUGGCACCGAUAAUGGUCAUCAAAACAGUAAUCAUGUUCGUAAACUUUCCCUUACCUUCAAAGAGUUUCCAAAUCGGGCUCCACUUAUUAUGGUACAUGGAGAAAAUUCGAAAUUUGCAUCCUCACCUGAUGUCGUUUACUUUCCUGGCAACACCAAUGGAUUAAGAAAUUGCAACAAAAAAAAGACAGGAGAUGAAUUAGAUGGAGAUCAAACCCCAUCUUCACCUGUAACUCCAACUGCAAAUGUGUUCCCGAGUCAUUUGACGGAUCAAAAAUGA
Funneliformis mosseae is the source of this 1032-nucleotide messenger RNA. The record is from the annotation of a GenBank genome assembly. NCBI's taxonomy places the organism in Eukaryota, Fungi, Glomeromycota, Glomeromycetes, Glomerales, Glomeraceae.